UUUUUCCACGUUGAGUAAACACACGUAUCUCUACACGUGUGUUGGGGUUUGGGGAGGACGGUUCUGCUUGGAUCGGUUCGGUUAUUCAAAUAAACUCCCCCAAAACGCUCACGCGCAGGAACACGAGCCAUGUCGACCAAUCAGGACAGUCUGAUUCAGCCCAGUGCACGCGCUCCGGUACCGACAGAGAUUAGCGAUAAAACCGGCAGUCCUGAUAAAGUCGGCGAUAAGGUUCAGAACCAGUCUCCGGGCAGAACAAUGAUCCCGCUGGGGAAACCCAAAUCCGGGCGCGUGUGGAAGGACCGGAACAAGCAGAGGUUCUCAGCUCUGUUGCGUGAUAAACCUCUGCGCAGCUCCUGGCAGAAGAAGAUGGAGGCCAAGAGGGAGAAGGAGAUGGUGAAGCAGUACCAACAACAGCUCAAAGACAAUAAAGCCAGAGAGAAGGAGGAGAAAAGGAAGAGACAGGAAGAACAUCUGAGGAGACGAGCAGCAAAUGAGAAGAAAGCAGAGAUUGUUCAAGUGAUUCGCAACACAGCCAAGCUGAAGCGCAUGAAGAAGAAGCAGCUGCAGAAUAUCGAGAAGAGAGAUACGUUGUUGGCGCUGCAGAAAACUCCGCCCAUCACCAAAAAAGCAACCAAAGGGGAAUAAAAGAUGAAUAGAUGAACUAAAGACAUUAAAGAUUGUGAUUAAUUUCACUUAAUGAUGUACAGAGACUGCGCCCACAUGCACGCACACUCACUCACUCAUUCACUCUAUGUUCACUUUAAUAAGAACUUGUUCUUGACUCUAAGAUCCCUGUUCUUGGCUGCAGGAGUGGAACCCAGUAUGGUCUUCUGCUGUUGCAUGCUGAGAUGCUUUUCUGCUCACCAUGGCUGUAAAGAGUGUUUACAUGAUUUACUGUAUCCUUCCUACCAAAAAAGCUCAAACCAAUCUGGCCAUUUUCCUCUGACCUCUUAUCAACAAGGUGUUUGUUUCCACCCACAGAACUGUUGCUCAUUCAAUGUUUUUUUUGUUUGUUUUUCACACCAUUCUGUGUAAACUCUAGAGACUGUUGUGUGUCAAAAUCCCAGGAGAUCAGCAUCCAUCCAUUAUCCGUAACCACUUAUCCUAUGCAGGUUCACAGGCAAGCUGGAGCCUAUCCCACAUAGAGACAAACAACCAUUCACACUCAGUCAAUUUAGAGCCACCAAUCAGCCUAACCUGCAUGUCCUUGGACUGUGGGGAAAACAGGAGCACCCAGAGGAAACCCACGCAGACAACAUGCAAACUCCACACGGAAAGGCCCCUGUCAGCCACUGGGCUCGAACCCAGAACCUUCUUGCUGUGAGGCGACAGUGCCAACCACUACACCACCAUGGCACCCAGGAGAUCAGCAGUUUCUGAAAUACCCAAACCAGUCCAUCUGGCUCAAACCAACACCCAUGCCACACUGAAAGUCACACUUUGAGAUCACAAUUUUUCCCAUUCUGAUGUUUGAAGUGAACAUUAACUGAAGCUCUUGAUUUGUAUCUGCAUGAUUGUAUGCAUUGUGCUGCUGUCAAGGGAUUGGCUGAUUAGAGAACUGCGUAGAACAGCUGGUGGAUGGGUGCAUAUUGGGUGUGUGUGUGUGUGUGUGUGUGUGAGAGACACAAUGUAGUUUGGGUUUUUUUUUGCAAACAUCAUUGGGACUUUUGCAAGAGGUGCCUAAGAUGUAAACAAGUGCAAUAAAACCCAGUACUUUCUGCUGUG
Neoarius graeffei (lesser salmon catfish) is the source of this 1728-nucleotide messenger RNA. RefSeq names its product coiled-coil domain containing 86 (gene ccdc86). The record is from RefSeq and is a predicted model, not a curated record. Bases 130 to 648 code for a protein of 172 amino acids. NCBI's taxonomy places the organism in Eukaryota, Metazoa, Chordata, Actinopteri, Siluriformes, Ariidae. The transcript is spliced from 4 exons. Gene Ontology annotation, cellular component: nucleolus.